Molecule: messenger RNA, 759 nt
Organism: Symbiodinium sp. CCMP2592
Lineage: Eukaryota; Dinophyceae; Suessiales; Symbiodiniaceae
Source: the annotation of a GenBank genome assembly
AUGCAGGUACGCCCUAGAUGUAGCAACACAACUAAAACUCCAACACCCAAAACGCGCCCGCGAAAUGUUGACGACAGCCGGCAUACGCAAACCCCCAAAACACCUAGAACUCCCAAACCCAACACCCAAAACCCCAGCACAGGCUACAAUGGUCGGGGCGGUGUUGUCAGAUCCAGCAUCGAUGGCACGGGCUUUGUCGACUCGGCAGCUGGGGCGCCGAAGGAGCUGACGAUACAGUUCCACAAUGAGAUGGCCUAUGCCACCGAGUAUCCCAAAUACGUGACUUUCGCCAUGGUGCGGCAAGCGGACACUGACGGUACCACCACCUUGGCGGACAACUUGGUUGUACAAGGCAGGCUUUCCACGGGCCUGCUGGACAAAUUCCGCCGACUGGGUGUGCAGUAUGUAAGAUAUCUGCAUGAUGAAGCAGAAAAAGACGCCCCAGACUUCUACAACUCCUGGCAGGGAGCCUUCCAGGUGAAGAGCCUUGAGGAGGCCAUGCAGAAAGGCAACAACAGAGCCACUUUUUCCAUCCUCGAGGCUCAUUCAGAUGGCCGAAGACUUCGCCACACACUUUGGUGUCCGGUCUUCCACCACCAUCCAGUCCACGGCGAGCUGUUUUUCAACUCGCUGCUGAACCGACACGGCUCUUGGCUCGACGGCCAUGCGGUGUUCGGAAAGCUGCCCAACAGCGAACGGCCUUAUCACUGCCUCUGGGGCGAUGGCACGGAGCUUUCUGUAGAGGCCCAAGGGGGAUGA